AUGUCAGGCGCUCACUACACGAGGAUAUUAUUCCUAUUAAGUAAAGGAAUGACAUUAAUGAUAGACCGACGGCUCACUGAAGUAAAGAGUGUUAAGCCGUGUUUAAAACUUUUGCAACAAAGCAUUCAAAGCAUAACCGCUUAUCACAGCGAAGACGAUUACGGGAACGUUAACCCCAACGACAUGUUCAUAUGGAUGCCCAGAGAGCACAUGUGUGUUCUCGUAUAUCUGGUAACAGUACUUCACUCAAUGCAAGCCGGGUAUAUGGAUAAGGCACAGAAGUACACCGAAAAGGCACUCAUGCAAAUCGAU
This is a messenger RNA of Oppiella nova, 312 nucleotides long. The record is from the annotation of a GenBank genome assembly. NCBI's taxonomy places the organism in Eukaryota, Metazoa, Arthropoda, Arachnida, Sarcoptiformes, Oppiidae.